This is a messenger RNA of Gongylonema pulchrum, 459 nucleotides long. NCBI's taxonomy places the organism in Eukaryota, Metazoa, Nematoda, Chromadorea, Rhabditida, Gongylonematidae. The record is from the annotation of a GenBank genome assembly.
AUGUUUGUAAUCGUCUAUAUAUUUUUCGGUAUUCCGCUUUUUCUUAUUACAUUGGCUGAUUUGGCCAAAUUUUGCACAGAAUUUAUCAACCGAGUAUAUGCAGAGGUGCUGAAGUACAAAUUUGUAACAAGCCGUAAAUUUCAUAAUCGUGCCGAAGUGCCAAUUCACGAAAUUAUUAUUGCUGGAGGAGAAGACGAAGUUGCAGAAUUUUUGUGGACACAUUUGGAAAAUACGCAUUUUGUUGAAGUACCUUUUGUCAUCGUCUAUGUAUUAUUAUUUGUAUAUGUAAUCGCUGCAAGCUACCUCAUUUCACGGAUCGAAGGAUGGACCAUCUAUGAUGGCUUUUACUUUGUCAUGAUCUCCGUACUCACGAUCGGAUUUGGAGGUUCAUUUAAAUUUUUUCAUUUUCAAAGGAGUGUGCAAAUAGCUCAACUCAUAAAUACUUUAGUCAGCUGCUGA